GAGAGAGAGAGAGAGAGAGAGAGAGAGAGCGCGCGCGGCGGGUGGGAGAGACUGAGAGAGAGAGAGAGAGCGCGAGAGGUCUGGUCAAUUUAGGGUUUUCAGAACAUCCCCAGGGAGCGACGAGAGUGUGAGAUUUGAGAGAGUGUGUGUGGUUAUACCUACAAGCCUUUCUCUUUUUUUCUUCGAUUUUAGGGUUUUCACCGCAUUAAUCCAUGGACCGCAAGCUUGUGGUUUUGGGCAUUCCAUGGGAUAUUGAUACGGAAGGGUUGAGAGAGUAUAUGUGCAAAUAUGGGGAAUUGGAGGAUUGCAUUGUCAUGAAGGAGCGGUCAACUGGCCGAUCUCGUGGAUUUGGAUAUGUGACGUUUGCGUCAGCUGAAGAUGCCAAGAGUGUUGCAUCGAGUGAACACUUUCUGGGAAAUAGAAUGCUGGAAGUUAAAGUGGCUACCCCAAAGGAAGAGAUGAGAACACCUGCAAGAAAAGUUACCAGGAUAUUUGUUGCAAGGAUCCCGCAAUCUGUGACAGAAGCAAACUUUCGAAGUCAUUUUGGGAAGUAUGGAGAGAUAACAGAUCUAUACAUGCCAAAGGAGCAAGGCUCAAAAAUGCAUCGAGGAAUUGGGUUCAUAACGUUUGAAAAUGCAGACUCUGUCGAAAGUUUGAUGGUUGAUACUCAUGAGUUGGGAGGUUCCAAUGUAGUUGUUGAUCGAGCAACACCUAAGGAGGAUGACUUCAAACCAGUGGCCAGAAUGCCAGCAGCUCAGCAGGGUGGAUAUGGUGCAUAUAAUGCGUAUAUCUCAGCAGCUACUAGAUAUGCAGCCCUUGGUGCUCCCACCUUGUAUGAUCAUCCACCUCAUCCAGGGCCUGCAUAUGGAAGAGGAGAGUCUGCUCGAGGAUUGAGCAGAAAGAUUUUUGUUGGGAGGCUUCCUCAGGAGGCAACUUCUGAAGAUCUCCGCCAGUAUUUUGGUAGAUUUGGCCGUAUAUUGGAUGUUUAUGUUCCCAGAGAUCCCAAAAGAACUGGCCAUAGAGGAUUUGGUUUUGUAACCUUUGGAGAAGAUGGUGUAGCAGAUCGUGUAUCACGAAGAUCUCAUGAGAUCUGCGGUCAGCAGGUUGCAAUAGACACUGCCACACCUCUUGAUGAAGCUGGUACAAGUGGAAACUUUAUGAUGAACAAUGUAGAACCCUAUGGUGGAUAUGGUGGUCCUGUGCGCUCCUAUAGCAGGAUGUAUGGAAGUCUGGAUUUUGAUGAUUGGGGCUAUGGAAUGAGCAGUGGGAGACCAUCAAGAGCAGAUUGGAGGUACAGGCCAUACUAGAAAUGUCUCUCAAUUUGCAUUAGGUCUUUGGUAAUGUCAAGAAAGUGCCAUGCUGGGUUGUUAAUUGAAUUGUAUAAGAUUAAGGAUUCUAUACUUGGGUUAUUUCCUUGAUAAUAUUGAAUUUAUUUUCUGAUCUUUAAUUUUAAACAGUUCCAAUUGUUAUUAACCUGUAGAAACAUAGGUAGGUAGGUGGGAGUGGGAAUGUUGGAAUGUGUACUAUUAGCCUGCUGGCAAGUAAUGGUUGAGGACCAUGGUUCUCUUGUGUAGAAAUCAAACUAUGGUUUGAAGUUUUAUGGUAAUGACAGUUUUAUUG
Molecule: messenger RNA, 1620 nt
Organism: Fragaria vesca subsp. vesca
Lineage: Eukaryota; Viridiplantae; Streptophyta; Magnoliopsida; Rosales; Rosaceae
Product: heterogeneous nuclear ribonucleoprotein 27C-like
Exons: 14
Coding region: 213-1307 (364 amino acids)
Molecular function (GO): RNA binding
Source: RefSeq, a predicted model, not a curated record